Messenger RNA from Limanda limanda (common dab), 1005 nucleotides. RefSeq names its product gastrula zinc finger protein XlCGF8.2DB-like. The record is from RefSeq and is a predicted model, not a curated record. Lineage: Eukaryota; Metazoa; Chordata; Actinopteri; Pleuronectiformes; Pleuronectidae. The transcript has 2 exons. The annotation marks the transcript as partial.
AAAAAAUCGUUCAGCUGCUCUGAGUGUGGUAAAAGAUUUAACCAAAGGGGCAAUCUAAAUAGACAUAUGAGGAUUCAUACAGGAGAGAAACCGUUUAGUUGCCCUGAGUGUUGUGAAAGAUUUAGCCAUAGGGGCAGUCUAAAUAGACAUAUGAGGAUUCAUACAGGAGAGAAACCGUUUAGUUGCACUGAGUGUGGUGAAAGAUUUAACCAAAGGGGCCAUCUAAAUACACAUAUGAGGAUUCAUACAGGAGAGAAAGCGUUUAGUUGCUCUGAGUGUGGUGAAAGAUUUAACCAAAUGGGCAAUCUAAAUACACAUAUGAGGAUUCAUACUGGAGAGAAACCGUUUAGUUGCCCUGAGUGUAGUGAAAGAUUUAACCAAAGGGGCCAUCUAAAUACACAUAUGAGGAUUCAUACAGGAGAGAAAGCGUUUAGUUGCUCUGAGUGUGGUGAAAGAUUUAACCAAAGGGGCAAUCUAAAUACACAUAUGAGGAUUCAUACAGGAGAGAAACCUUUUAGUUGCUCUGAGUGUGGUGAAAGAUUUAACCAAAGGGGCAGUCUAAAUACACAUAUGAGGAUUCAUACGGGAGAGAAACCGUUUAGUUGCUCUGAUUGCUCUGAGUGUGGUAAAAGAUUUAACCAAAGGGGCCAUCUAAAUACACAUGUGAUGAUUCAUACAGGAGAGAAACCGUUUAGUUGCUCUGAUUGUGGUAAAAGAUUUAACCAUAGGGGCAGUCUAAAUACACAUAUGAGGAUUCAUACAGGAGAGAAAGCGUUUAGUUGCUCUGAGUGUGGUAAAAGAUUUAACCAUAGGGGCAGUCUAAAUACACAUAUGAGGAUUCAUACAGGAGAGAAAGCGUUUAGUUGCACUGAGUGUGGUAAAAGAUUUAACCAAAGGGGCCAUCUAAAUACACAUAUGAGGAUUCAUACUGGAGAGAAACCGUUUAGUUGCUCUGAGUGUGGUGAAAGAUUUAACCAAAGGGGCCAUCUAAAUAGACAUGUGAGG